Molecule: messenger RNA, 1368 nt
Organism: Myzus persicae (green peach aphid)
Lineage: Eukaryota; Metazoa; Arthropoda; Insecta; Hemiptera; Aphididae
Product: EP300-interacting inhibitor of differentiation 3-like
Exons: 8
Coding region: 355-1311 (318 amino acids)
Biological process (GO): DNA repair
Cellular component (GO): nucleus; Smc5-Smc6 complex
Source: RefSeq, a predicted model, not a curated record
GAGUAGAUUUAUUUUGUCAUGAUAAUAGUUCUGUCUUGUCUACUAUGUAAUCUACCUCGUAACUGUGCAAGUUUAUUUUUGGUUAUGAUUUUCAAUGUUUGACAAAUGAAAAAUAGGUAUUCUAUUUAGUAUUUUGAACAAGGUAUUAUGUUUUUAGUUCUUCACUAUCUAUAAUAUUAUGUUUGGUGUAUUGAAGUCCAACAUAGUUUGCAGAUUUCACACUGUUCGUGUCCCAUACUUCCAUGAAUUAUAAUUUCGUCUCAAUAAAUAAAUGUAUGUAUUUAAAUGAUACGGUUUUAUUGAGUUAUUCAGUAAUUUUGUUUAUAUUGAUCGCUGUGCACGCUACAUAACAAUAUGGCCAUUUCCAACUUGUCAAGUUUUUCCUCGUCUAUGGGUGAAUCAAAUUCAGAAGAGGAAUUUCAAUUGUUUAAAACCCAACUCAAGAAGGUUCAAGAUCUUAUCGAAGAAUACAGCAACAAAAUCGUCGACAAUACAUUGUGUUCAGAAGAUUUAGCUAACAUGAAGACAGAAAUGAAAUAUUUGACAGAACUUGAGCAGAAUGUGACUUCAGAAAAAAUGAAAGCUAAUUAUGUAUCGUACAAAUCCGUAUCUUUGAAAAUGGUUCAAGAAUCUUAUCGUAUUUGUAAUUGGCUCAUGGAAAAGCAAUGCAGUGAAAUGGAUAAUAUUUUUGAUAUAGACACAUACAUUGAUAAAAUUAUUGAAGUAUGUGUUAAUAAAAACGAUCCUUUGGCCCACAUAAACACUUUAUUCAAGGGUGCCUUCAAAAACAUCCAUUAUUUUAAUCUAAGUUUCUACGGGAACCUUAAACCAGAAGAGUCUGUAGAAGACCAAGUACUAACACAAUCAAAAAAAGAAUACAGAAGAUCACAAAAAAGACAAUUAGAAGAUCUUGUGGUUCCCGAUGAGGUGGGAAGUGAAACUGGUGACAACGAAUUACAAAUCACUUUAUUAAGAGUAAAAAAUUGUUUGAAAAAAGCUGUGUUAAAUAAUCAAGGGGAUCCAGUAUCAUUCCAUAAGUUUGCUAUUGAUCCAUUUAGCUUGACAUAUACAAUUGAAAAUUUGUUUCAUUUGGCUUCAUUAGUGAAAGAUGGUGUUGUCAAAAUUGAAAGAAUUUCAGUUGGUGAAAAUGAAGAGUUUUCAACAAUAACAUUGGGAAAAAAAAAUAGUACUAGUGCUAAGUCUAAAGUAGAUGACAUCAUAUCUUCUUUAUUCACAAUGAAUCAUGAAUUAUGGCAGUAUUAUAUCAAAAAAUAUCAUAUAACUGAACAAAUGAUCAAACAAGACGAGUAAAAUUAUUAUAAAAAUAUUUUUGAAUGUUUGUUUUAAAUAAAAAAAUUGUUUAAAAAC